Messenger RNA from Gambusia affinis (western mosquitofish), 4219 nucleotides. RefSeq names its product solute carrier family 22 member 4-like. Gene Ontology annotation, molecular function: transmembrane transporter activity. The record is from RefSeq and is a predicted model, not a curated record. NCBI's taxonomy places the organism in Eukaryota, Metazoa, Chordata, Actinopteri, Cyprinodontiformes, Poeciliidae. Gene Ontology annotation, cellular component: membrane. Gene Ontology annotation, biological process: transmembrane transport. Bases 485 to 2206 code for a protein of 573 amino acids. The transcript has 11 exons.
AUUAAAAUGUUUUUUCUUUUCUUUUCAUUAUUUCAAAUGUCACUCAGGUAAAAAGGAGAUACGUUUGGUUACAAAGUCACUGCUGUCCCUUUUGUUGUUCUGGAGGAUCCUGAGAUAAAACCUUUAGCUUUUUAAAGACAGUUUCUGUUGAGCUGCUGUGACGCUGUAGUUUGAGGGUGAAAUUGUACUUUUUAAAGAGAGGCGGACGUGAGGGGCUGGAUGAGAGGAGGAGUUUUUCUCUCACUUGUGGAUUAAAGGCGAUAAGGAGCAACAGAAAGACUCUUGUCACUGCAGCAACCAGAGCACAGAUGUUAAGAUUUAUGUGCUUGAUAUUGUAGACGUAGUACAUCAUGGAAAAAUUAUGUGCACGUAGCUAAAGUGCGAGGGUUUACAGUCUCCAGACAGAGUGGCUCCCUGACCCCUGUAUCAUAACCAGUGGAGGAAUCCGAAUCUCGGAUUAGUUUUGGGGUCUUAAAUAAGGAAAAUGCAGGAUUACGAGGAGUCCGUGUUGUUUCUGGGGACCUGGGGUCCGUUCCAGAAGAGGAUCUUCUUUGUUCUUUGCCUCACCUGCGUUCCAUGUGGAUACAACAUCCUGUCUGUCAUCUUCCUGCUGGCCAGCCCCCCACACCACUGUGACAUCCCUGCCCACAGUAACCUGAGCCAGGAGUGGAUCCAGGCCAGCAUCCCAGUGGAGCAGGUGGCCGGGCAGCCAGAGAGAAGCAGCUGCAGCCGGUAUGAGCUGGACCUGGUUAGGAACCUGUCUGCAAUGGGAGCCAGUCCAAACUGGUUGCAGAACCAGUCUGUGCCGGGAUCAAAGCCAGAGGUUCUUCUAUCAAACCUGAAGCAGGAGGGCUGUAGAGAUGGAUGGACCUACAGUGAGGAGUACUUCCAGUCCACUGUGGUCACAGAGUUUGAUCUGGUGUGCAGCGAACAGUGGAAACAGCCUCUGACUUCUCUCGUCUACUUUCUGGGAGGACUUUCUGGAUGUUUCAUUUCCGGACUAAUCUCUGACCGGUUUGGCAGGAAGCCCGUCCUGUUCGGGUCCAUCGCCGUCCUCAGCAUCUUCAGCAGUGCUGUGGCUUUCGCUCCAUCAUGGCCCGUCUUCACUGUUCUCUUUUUUAUGCUGGGCCUGGGUCAGAUCGCCUGCUACAUAGUCGUGUUUGUGCUGGGUUCAGAAAUCCUUGUGGGCUCCAGCAGAAUCCUCUUCUCCAGUCUGGGCCAGCCUUUUGUCUAUGCAUUCUCCAUGAUGCUGCUGCCAGGAACCGCAUACCUGGUGAGGAGCUGGAGACACCUAUCGCUCAUCAUGGCUGUGCCUGGCUUGGCUUGCAUCCCCCUCUGGUGGCUGGUUCCGGAGUCUCCUCGCUGGCUGCUGUCUCGUGGCCGCUUGCAGGAGGCCGAGCUUCUGCUGAGGUCCGCGGCUCUGGAGAACCAAGUGGAGGCUCCUCCAGUCAUUUUCCUCCCUCCCAAGGCUGAAAAAGCAGCGACACGUCAAGCAGAGUCUGUCAGCUUCCUGGACCUGCUGAAGACUGCAAAUAUUCGGCAUAUAACACUGAAGCUGUGGCUCAUUUGGUUUUCCAUGAGUGCCAGCUACUUUGGCUUGUCCUUCAGCAUGUCCACUUUGUAUGGCAACCUCUUCCUGAACUACUUCCUGCUCACAGCUGUGGAGCUCCCAGCAUACUUUGCCAGCUGGCUGGCUGCACGCAGCUUUCCUCGCCGUCUUUCAUUCAUGGGUUUCUCCCUGCUGGGGGCGCUGGCGCUGCUCUUCAUCCAGGGCACCAUGAAAAGUUACCCAACUCUGACCAUGUCCCUAGUACUGUUGGGUAAAUUUGGUGUUCUGGCAGGAAAUGGGGUGGUGUACACCUAUACUGGAGAGCUGUCUCCCACAGUCAUCAGAAAUACAGCAAUGUCUUCCUGUGCCAUGUUCUCCAGAGUGGGAUCCUCUGUGUCACCAUAUUUGCUUGAGAUGGCUGAGUUUAACAAGCUCCUACCCUGGAUUACUUUGGGUGUUCUGUCACUUCUUGGCGUUCUUCUCUGCAUCUUUCUGCCAGAAACGUUCCGACAGCCACUUCCUGAUACCAUUGAGCAGAUGCCGGUCACACGGUGGUUUACAUGUCCCUGGGUCUCCAAAACUGCUAUGAAGGAAGAAGAAAAAAUUGCUAAGGAGCAGACUCCAUCAAUUGAGAUCAUCUGCACAACUUGUUUAUAAAGCAAUCACUGAUAUCAUAUCAGAUAUCAGUAUGCACCAGUACUAAGGUGCAUGGUUUUUUAUUUCGGAAAUGCUCCUUGGUUACUGAAGGAGUUUGAAGUCAUGCAUCAACGGAGGGUUGUGGGUCUCAGAAACAACCUUAACUCAAAUUGACCUAAGAGUGAGAGACAUAAAAGCACACGGCGUUCUGCUGCAGCAAAUAACUUUUGCGCUUUGUUUUACUGAAGGACUGAAAUGCUGGAACUGAGAUGAGGAACAUAAUAUACAUAGAACUGAAAAUGAAAGACCACUAUAAAGAAAUCCUAUGAUGGUUUUCUGACAUAAGUAAUUUCUGAAUAUUCAGUUAGUUAAAUUAUAAAAUUGUUUUGGAAAUUAUUGGUGUAUUGGCAGCAUUUUUGUCUUUUUUUGCACUGCACAUGGACUUGAACAACAGGUGUACAUUUAGCAUUGAGGGUUUUAAUUGUGCAGUGAAGACAAAUAUUCAGUCGUGCAUAUGUCAGGUUUAAUAUUCACAAACCUGACAUAUGCACAAAUCAAGAAAAUGGUAUUUUCGCUGUUCAAUAAACUUGGAUCAUAUGUCUUUUGCAUGUUAUCAUGACAAUAUGGGGGUCAUUUUCCUGUCUAUUGCAUCAUCUUACAAAGUGUGCAGUGUGUUGAAAAAGUAUUCAUGCCACUCAAACUUUUUCAAAAUAUUCCAUAUUGCAGCAACAAACAGCAGUGUGUUUGAGUGGGGAUUAUAUGUGACAGAUAAGCAUAAAUUUGAAUUUAUUUUUAUUCCUAUUUCUUUAGUUGAAUCUAUUCAAAUGCCAAAGUUACCACAAUAGUGUCAAAUAUUUCUUAUUGAACAAGGUAAUUUUCUCUGAGUAAUUAAAUAAAAAAAGAUGGGAAUAAUAAAUGUAAAAAUAAAUCAGACGUUUUGAGGUUUGUGAGAAAUAUGCUCUUUGGAGCCCUCUGCUGGCCUGAAAGCUAUACGCACCAACUUGUGUCGCUGAAUGUUUGACCAUGAAUAACAUACAGUGGCAACUGAGUAAGUUAGAAUUUUUUAAAAUCUAUUUAUUUCACAAAUUCAUUCAAACAGUGAAACCUGCACACACUGAUACAUUUAUGUCUGCUAAUUUAUUUGUGCUUAUUGAUGAUCACCAUGGCUAACAACUGAACAAAACUUGAAAUUUUCUGAAACUUUUUUGAAAGUUUGGAUGUUACAUAUGACCAAUAAAUAGAUCUAAUGAAACUCGAUCUAUUUACUGGACAGUAAGUGGCUGUCGGCUUGUCUUCAUUGUUUACUCUUUCGUCCUCCUUACAACUUACUCUUCGUGGGGCCAGUUUAACUCUAACCAUGGGUUAGAGUCUCACACAUUAACCUCUCUACUCCUCACUUCAAGAAACUCACCAUCAAAAUUUAUUUCAUUAUUUAAAACUAAAUUCAUACAGCAGAGUUAGCAGUUAGCACUGCAUGCACAACAAGAAAAGUUCUGAUUUGCCUAGGCUCGUCUGUAUGGCGCUUACAUGUUCUCCCUGGGCUCUCCAGGUACUGGGGCUUCCUCCCAAAGUCCAAAAACGUGAAUGUUAGGUUAAUUGACUAAUUCACUGUCUGUUCAUGGUUCUUUGACCUGUGUGUUUCUGUGAUUGACCAGUGACAUGUCCAGGGUCUACUCUGCUUCUUGCCAUGUGACUGCUGGAAAUCACCAACCAUCAACAGACAAGUGGAUAUGGAUGAACAAAGACACAGAGCUGUAUGUUUCAAAUGUUUUGUCUCUGUUAAUUGGGAUGAUGACAACUUGUAACUGAUGAAGGCCCAGAAAUGUGUUUCUUGGAAAAUUACAUGAGACCAAUAAAAAAAACGGCAUGCUACAGUCAUUCUAUAAGAUAUGUAAUCAUAGUGUUAAAUUGACAGUUGUCUAGCAGAUAACCCUUUAGGGCGAUAACCAAGCAUAUUAAUAGAAAACCAAACACUAAAACCAGAAAGAUAGAGCACAUAACACCAGUUUUAAAGUCCCUCCAUUGGCUACCUGU